CACUCUUCAUUUAAACCGACUACCAGCGGGUUUUAUUUACGUCAUUCUAGUUCUUUUUCAUCUGGUGAUGUUGAUUCAAUUUGGUUAUUGACUCCGGCUGGGAGACGGAGGGAGACCAUGCAGCUGCCGAAAAUUAUGGGGAAAUGGGAGAGUUCAACUCAACUCAACUGCUGUUUGCAUCGCAAGCAUCUAAUCUGGAGCGUUACAAAUUAUAAAGCAGCCAUGCAAGGGGUGGUUUUUGCUCCGGAAAAUCCUCAACAAGGCUCGCCACCACCCAGCAACGUUCCAGUUACCGCAAUGGAGGAACCACUCGAAGCCAACCGAACCAAAGAAGCGCUAGACGACCAAAGCAACCGCACCGAUUCGGGAAUCUUCUCGACCACAACCAACACGUCCAUAGAGGCGUGUGAGAGCGACAAUCGCAGCGACAAUCGCAGCGACUGCAGCUCGCCCGAACGGAAAUACGUGUGUCCCAUCUGCGACAAGAUGCUGACGUCGCAGCACAACUUCACGCUGCACAUCCGCUCGCACAACAAUCAGGGGGAGGAUCAGGCCAGCGAAAAGGGCUUCGCCUGCCGCAUCUGCCGCAAGGUGCUGAGCUCCAGCUCGAGCCUGGACCGCCACGUGCUGGUCCAUAGUGGAGAGCGGCCUUUCCAUUGCAAAUUCUGCGGCGACACGUUCACCACCAAUGGAAACAUGCAUCGGCACAUGCGCACCCAUUCGACCAAAGGGGAGAACUACGAGUCGGAUGGGAGCAGCGACAGCGGCAGCUCGAGAAGCAUCGAGUACAACAACAACAAGGUCGAGUCGAAGCCCUGCCAGAAGAGGCGACUGGAGGACGCAGAUAUGGACCAGAAACUGGACGCCAAACGACCGGCCUUGGGCCCGUUUAGGUGUCCAGUCUGUCAAAGAACCGAUUUUAACUCGCCGGGGGUUCUAGAAGCCCACUUGGAGGACAACCAUCCAGAGUACCCAGCAAUCGGCAGCCAGAGAGCGGCCAACAACAAACAAACUCACCCCCUUACCAAAGAAAAGGCGCCCUCCAAGCAGCCGGUGCUCGGGUUCCAAGACCUCACCUUCGUGGACUUCUCCAGCGAGAAGUUCCCCCACAUUGCCAGGCGGGAGUGCGAGCGCAGCCUGCACAAACCUGCAUCGUGUGGGCCGAAGUUCCAAUGCCAGAAGUGCCUCAAAGCCUUCCCCUGUUCCAGCUCGCUGGCCAUUCACGAGAAGAGUUGCCUCGAAGCGUCCCCCGGUCUGAAUUUGAGCGGCCGCAACGGGAUCUGUGAGGACGAUAUCCGCCGAACUGAGUUCUUCUCCCGGCUGAACCUCCAGGACAACGACAAAAUCCCCGAGAAGCUGAUUCCUACCAAUAAGCUGAGGGAGCAGCUGGUCAAGUUCAUGGACAACAAGGACUUGGCUGAUAUCCCAUCGAUUCUGUCCAAUAUUCAAAAGCCCAGCGAGCUGCGACUGCCGCCAACCAAACAUCUCGUCGACCAGGACAACAAGCAGGAGAACGAGGAGGAAUCGCAGGAUUCGUUCGCCAUAGAGUUCCGCAAAAUGAAGCUGCGUGGGGAGUUCCCGUGCCGACUGUGCACGGCGAUUUUCCCCAAUUUGCGCGCCCUCAAAGGCCACAACCGCGCCCAUCUGAGUGGCAACACCAACGGAACGUACUACUGCAACAUGUGCCCUCACUCCUCAAUCGACAAGGCCGCCCUGAUCCGGCACAUGCGGACGCAUAACGGGGAUCGUCCCUAUGAGUGCUCGCUUUGCAACUACGCGUUCACCACCAAAGCGAAUUGUGAGCGCCAUUUGAGGAAUCGACACUCCAAAACAACCAGGGAGGAUGUCAAGAAGUCCAUCAUCUACCACCCGUCAGAGGAUCCCACCAAUGACGAGCUGAACAAGCUGACCGUUAGGGAGGAGGACAGGAAGCACAGCUUCAACUCGUCCAGCGACUUUGAUGGCGCCUCAAUCUCCAAACAUACGCGCAGUAAGUACAUUAAAUGAGACACCAAAUGAUCGAAAGGGCACUGAGACGUGUGGUCUAACUUUAAUUGAAA
Dendroctonus ponderosae (mountain pine beetle) is the source of this 2060-nucleotide messenger RNA. Its product is annotated as ras-responsive element-binding protein 1-like. The transcript has 3 exons. The record is from RefSeq and is a predicted model, not a curated record. Gene Ontology annotation, molecular function: DNA-binding transcription activator activity, RNA polymerase II-specific; RNA polymerase II cis-regulatory region sequence-specific DNA binding. Gene Ontology annotation, biological process: regulation of transcription by RNA polymerase II. NCBI's taxonomy places the organism in Eukaryota, Metazoa, Arthropoda, Insecta, Coleoptera, Curculionidae. Gene Ontology annotation, cellular component: nucleus. The coding region runs from base 118 to 2007 and encodes 629 amino acids.